Molecule: messenger RNA, 620 nt
Organism: Uranotaenia lowii
Lineage: Eukaryota; Metazoa; Arthropoda; Insecta; Diptera; Culicidae
Product: elongin-B-like
Exons: 1
Coding region: 190-540 (116 amino acids)
Biological process (GO): transcription elongation by RNA polymerase II
Cellular component (GO): VCB complex; elongin complex
Molecular function (GO): protein binding
Source: RefSeq, a predicted model, not a curated record
CAUAGAUGUUCCCCAGUUUGUGAUUGUGAAGCUUUCAACCAAAUUGAAACCUGAUUGUCGAUUUUGUUAACAAUCAGUUUGGCCUUUCGAGUUGCUCACUGGAAAACCGUCUUGCGCAAAAGAAAAAUCUUUCGGGUUGGUAGAACGUUUGCUUGUUGCGAUAGCCGGUUGCAAAAUUCAACUGUUAUAAUGGACGUCUUCCUGAUGAUUAGACGCAAGAAGACGACGAUCUUCACCGAGGCCAAAGAAACUACCCCAGUCUACGAGCUGAAGCGGAUGAUCGAAGGAAUCCUGAAGGUGCCUCCCCAGAACCAGCGCCUUUUCAACCGGGACAACCAGGAACUAGACUACGACCGGACCCUGCAAGACUGCGGCAUUACGGUUUCGGCUGGGAAAGCUCAGUGUCCGGCCCAGAUAGGAUUGGCCAUCCGCGGCAGCAAUGGUGAAUUUGAGCCGCUUGAUUUGGCACCCUACUCGAUGCCCCCGGAUCUGCCCGAUGUGAUGAAGCACCAGGACGCGGCUAACCAGGGACAGGAAUAGCUGGCCGAAGGCGAAGAGAAAGCUCCUAAAAUUAUGCAAUUAUUUAGUUUAGUUGAAAGCCGGGUGGAAUCGCAAGGAAG